AUGGUCUGUAGGAGUUGUAUUGUCUUGGCCCUGAACAACAAGCCUGCUUGCCCUGUUUGCAAGCUACAUGUUAACCAGGCUAAGCUAGGAAACCAUUUGAAGCGUGACAAUACACUUCAAACGCUGGUAUACAAUCUGGUGCCUGGCCUCUAUGAGUCUGAGAUGACGAGGAAAAAGACGUUCUACGAGAAACGUGGCUUUAAAGGCUGUGAUAAGCAGGAUGUUGAUACAACAAAAUAAUGAGAAGCAUACUUAAAAUGUUGUCUACAAGUUUCUACAGUUAAAAAUAAAUCUGGUAUACG
This is a messenger RNA of Homalodisca vitripennis (glassy-winged sharpshooter), 302 nucleotides long. RefSeq names its product polycomb group RING finger protein 3-like. Bases 1 to 240 code for a protein of 79 amino acids. Gene Ontology annotation, cellular component: PRC1 complex. The record is from RefSeq and is a predicted model, not a curated record. The transcript is spliced from 3 exons. Lineage: Eukaryota; Metazoa; Arthropoda; Insecta; Hemiptera; Cicadellidae. Gene Ontology annotation, biological process: regulation of transcription by RNA polymerase II.